AUGGAUAAAGAAAAGUCGACAACAACUGCUGCUAAUAGCUUCUCCUCCGGAUCCACUAUAAAAAAGCCCAAUAAGUUAUCAUCAUUAUCCUCGUCUACUGCUAGUGAACCAUCACCAGUAGCCGCAGCCAUCACCACUACCAACAGUACUGCUAUGCUGCCUGGUCGAGUUCAUCGCAUUCUACAAAAUUUCCUUCUUAUCUGGCUCGAUACUAAUAUUGAUGAGUCAAAGCAAGAUUUUAUAAAUUCAUUAACGCAGCUACGACACCUCGUGGCAUCAAUCACAACAUUUACAGGUGCACAAGAAUGUGUUAAUUUCCUCAGAGACAUUAAAAAAGAAAAAGUAUUUAUGAUUGUGUCUGGUUCAUUGGGACAACAAAUCCUACCGGAAAUUCAUGCAUGGCCACAAUUAGAUUCUAUCUAUGUAUUUUGUGGAAAUCCAUCACUCCAUGAACAAUGGGCCAAAACAAUGUUUAAGGUAAAGGGUGUUCAUAAUGAUAUCGAGCCAAUUUGUAAAGCAUUACAAAGCGAUCGUGAACGAUGUGAUCGAUCUUUGAUCUCGAUCAGUUUUCAUGGCACUGAUGCGUUGUUUAUGUACACGCAGUUGGUCAAAGAAGUCCUUUUGGAAAUCGAUGAUGACGACGCUAAAUCCAUCAAAGAACUCGUUGAGUAUUGUCGUCUUCAAGAUGAUAUUGCUGAAGACGAGAUUAAACAGAUCGAACAAGAAUAUCAUAGUCAUACACCCAUUUGGUGGUAUACUGCACCAUAUUUUAUUCAUUCGAUGCUCAAUCGAGGCUUGCGGGUACUUGAUGUCGAUAUUAUUCUGAAAAUGGGUUUCUUUAUUCGGCACCUACAUCGACAUAUUGAACAAUUGCAUCGCCAACAACAAUCGAAGGCGCCAACGGGACUACUUCAAGUAUAUCGAGGUCAGGGUUUAUCUCUUCAAGACUUUGAAAAGAUGAAACAAACCAAAGGAGGACUUAUGUCUUUUAAUAAUUUUUUGUCAACAAGUCGCAACCGUGACAUUUCUCUAAAGAAUUUUGCACGCCCGGCAGCACUAGACACUAAUUCAGUUGGCAUACUCUUUGUUAUGACCAUCGAUCCAAAAGUCUGCGACGCAUCAUCAUCAUUGACCCCUUUUGCCGACGUCACAAAAGUUAGCUACUACCAGGGUCAAGAAAAAGAAACUCUUUUUUCAACACACACGAUUUUUCGCAUCGAUAAAAUUGAACGGAUCGUGGAUGACCAUACUGAUCGCCUAUGGCAAGUUAAUCUCACCUUUACAGGCAACGACCAUCAUGAUUUAAAUACACUCGCGGCACACAUACGCAAGAAGCUCAGCUUGAUGACAACAGGAUGGUCUAGACUGGGUCGUAUACUUAGUAAAAUAGGACAGUCUGCAAAAGCAGAACAACUCUAUCAGCUUCUCCUCAAAGAAGCAUCUUCCGAUAACGAUCAAGCGAACUACAAUUCUCAACUUGGUCGAGUCUUCUUCUUACAACAACAUUGGGAUGGUAUAUUAUAA
This is a messenger RNA of Rotaria sp. Silwood2, 1524 nucleotides long. Lineage: Eukaryota; Metazoa; Rotifera; Eurotatoria; Philodinida; Philodinidae. The record is from the annotation of a GenBank genome assembly.